ACGAGGAAGAACACUAGCACCAUGUACACCACAGAGCCUACCUCUCUUCCGCCCCGAACAACGAUACGAACCUUAUCCAUUGCCCGACAUGCUGAUAUAGUGAAUACUCCACAUUGGAGGCAAAAAGAAGUUGCAGCCUUGCGGAACGGAAUACGGGCCACCGUAUACAUGACAAAUGGUGAUCGUUAUGUAGGAGAAUGGAAGGAUGGUUUAAAAGAGGGCAAUGGAACGUACUGUUACGCAAGCACGGGGGCCGUAUACGAAGGGGAGUGGGCAAGAGAUCUUCGCAACGGAUUUGGAACAUACUCUGUUCCAGCAUUGCCUCAACCUGUUCAAGGAAAAACAAAAAAACCAUUGCUUCCUUCGUUGCCCACCCUAAAAACGCCGCCUCGGGCGCAAUCUACCCCAGGUUCUCAUACUGGCCCUCUCCGCAAAGUCUAUGCCGGGUCCUGGCUUGAUGACCUCCGGCACGGCCGUGGCACUUGUUUCUACGAGGACGGCUCGGUAUAUGACGGGAUGUGGGAGGAGGACGUCCGGGAGGGUUGGGGACGCAUGACGUACAAAAGUAGUGGCAGCGUCUAUGAAGGAGAAUGGCAUGAGGGAAUGCGGCAUGGGCAAGGCGUAUUGGUCUUGGCAAACGGAGACCGAUACGAGGGAACUUUCCUCAACGACAUGAAAGAGGGUCCUGGGCGAUUUAUUUAUCGAACAAAGCGUCAAUGUUAUGAAGGUGAAUGGGCAUUGGACACGCCCAAGUGCGGGACGUUGCGGGACUUGCCCCCAUUGGCUGGACCUGAGGGAAUGGGCCCAAAUGCUCGAAAGUGGUGGCCUAUACCCGAGCUGAAAUUGCAGGAUCCUGCUGGUAUUCUCGAUCACGAACGCGAGGCUGUUCUGCAAGAACGUCUACAACGGAUUAUGGGAGAAUCUUUGGAACAUGAUGGAGAAGCGGGUUGAAUCAUAGCCACAUAUUUGAGCUCCAUUGACUUUCCGGUGCUUGGCACUAACGAACACAUCGUGUGCAUCAAUGUAGCAGCAUUAUAGCUGUCUAUGUAGAAAUAAGCAACAUAACCACUUGCAAUUGUCAAAA
Spizellomyces punctatus DAOM BR117 is the source of this 1084-nucleotide messenger RNA. RefSeq lists its product as uncharacterized. The record is from RefSeq and is a predicted model, not a curated record. NCBI's taxonomy places the organism in Eukaryota, Fungi, Chytridiomycota, Chytridiomycetes, Spizellomycetales, Spizellomycetaceae. The coding region runs from base 22 to 951 and encodes 309 amino acids. The transcript has 4 exons.